AAUUAUAAUUUUAGCCAAUCACAUUGUUCCAGGUCACACACAGCAAAUGUACAGGAAGGAAAGAUGGCAGCCAGAAAUGGGAAGAAUGGUCUACUUGAGAAAUGGAGGAUUGAUGAGAAACCUGUGAAGAUUGACAAAUGGGAUGGUGCAGCUGUCAAGAAUUCUCUUGAUGAUGCAGCGAAGAAGGUGCUCUUGGAGAAGUAUGGUUAUGCCGAGAACUUCAAUCUCGUAGAUGGACGUCUCCUCAUUUGCACAAUCUCCUGCCUCUUCGCCAUCGUAGCUUUAAUUUGGGACUUCCUUCAUCCAUUCCCUGAGUCCAAGCCAGUCCUGGCAAUCUGUGUCAUAUCGUAUUUCAUAAUGAUGGGCAUUCUAACCUUAUACACCUCCUACCAAGAAAAGAACAUCUUCCUCGUUUCUGUCCAGAAAGACCCCGCUGGCAUGGACCCUGACCACACCUGGCAACUUUCAUCUAGUCUGAAAAGGUUUGAUGACCAGUACACACUAAGAGUGUCCUUCACAGAUGGGAAGUCCAGACACACGCGGGAGCAAGAGAUCACAAAGUCUGUGGGUGCUUUCUUUGACGGGAACGGAACGCUGGUCAUGGACCAGUUUGAAAAGUGUGUGUCAAAACUCCAUGACAACUUGGCCACUGAGAAGAAGACAAAAUAAUAAUGAUCAGACCUUCUUUACAAAGCUGCACCACAUCGGCAGAAACUGCAGUAGUGUGCACUGGUAUUGUACGGUCCUGGGUGCAUUUGUAUUAGCUAUUGGUUGUUAUAAAAGUCUGCACGCCAGCAUUUGUUGUCCAUUGUUUAAUUUGUUCAAUACAUUUUAUGACGGUUGUCUAUUAAAUUCUUUCCCCUAUGUUUACCUUGAUACAAGUUUCAUCUAGACAUUGCUUUUAAGGACCCCUAAGACAACUCAAAACAAAGAUUAAUACAAUAUUUUUUGCGCCGCUCAAGUUUUCAUCUUUACCCUUGAAUGGCCGUUCUAAAAAUGAACAGACAUUGGUCUUUGACUUUUCUUUCCCAUAUUUUAUGCUGUAGGACAAAGCCUUACAUAAUGCGUGCAGUGAAUGACCAGAUCAUUAUUGUUGGAAAUUAUGUAAAAUAUGUUAGUUUUUUUGUCCUGAAAGCUUUAUUCAAUGUAACUACUGUCCUUUUAAAGCUUUGCAAUUAUACAUAUAUUUUUUUUAAAUGGAUUUUGUUACUAUGGAUCUAGUUACAUAAGGCUUUAAAGGGCAAAAGAAACUAUCUGAAAAGGGACUGUAUCCACACAUUUGGUAGUCGUCACCAUGCCUCUUCAAUACAUGGUUUGUUGGAAGUAGUUCUUUAAAGUUGGAAUCCGUUUCAGUGAAACUGCCAUGUCCUUUUGCGAUAUUACGACAACAAAGAUGUUAUUUCGAACAAUGUUUUUUCCCCCCCCUCCAGAUAUUGCACAUCACUGCACGCGUGAGAGAACAGCAGAGUAUGUGCUGCAAUUUUUUUUUUUUUUUUUUUUUAAAUGUAUGUUGCUGGAUGCUCAACUCCUUUUCAAAAACAAUAAACUGCCUGGGGGUGACCAGUGGCGCUGUUUCAGCUUUAAAGCAGGGAUAAUUGUUUUCAUGUACAUGUUUUGUCAACGGUUUGAAAAUGAAAUAGUAUUGAUCAGAUAUCCUCACUCAGGAGUGCAUGACCAUUUGAGACUUAAUUUAUAUUGUAAAGGUUGGAUGAUAUUCCUGGAUACAGUUCAUUUCUCUGUGGUAUGACUUUAAAAAGUGAGUGCUACAGAGACUUAGCCGUUUUUGUCAGUAGAUUUUUGGCUUUCGCAACCUUAUUGUACGUGCCUGUUCAUAUAAGUUUCAAAUAAAGUUAGAAGGCAUUUUUA
Coregonus clupeaformis (lake whitefish) is the source of this 1866-nucleotide messenger RNA. It is a transcript of the gene spcs2, whose product is annotated as signal peptidase complex subunit 2. Lineage: Eukaryota; Metazoa; Chordata; Actinopteri; Salmoniformes; Salmonidae. The coding region runs from base 64 to 669 and encodes 201 amino acids. The record is from RefSeq and is a predicted model, not a curated record. Gene Ontology annotation, biological process: protein targeting to ER. The transcript has 5 exons. Gene Ontology annotation, cellular component: membrane; signal peptidase complex.